Messenger RNA from Syngnathus typhle (broad-nosed pipefish), 1546 nucleotides. It is a transcript of the gene mthfd2, whose product is annotated as methylenetetrahydrofolate dehydrogenase (NADP+ dependent) 2, methenyltetrahydrofolate cyclohydrolase. Lineage: Eukaryota; Metazoa; Chordata; Actinopteri; Syngnathiformes; Syngnathidae. Gene Ontology annotation, biological process: tetrahydrofolate interconversion. The record is from RefSeq and is a predicted model, not a curated record. The transcript has 8 exons. Gene Ontology annotation, cellular component: mitochondrion. The coding region runs from base 125 to 1141 and encodes 338 amino acids. Gene Ontology annotation, molecular function: methylenetetrahydrofolate dehydrogenase (NADP+) activity; methenyltetrahydrofolate cyclohydrolase activity; methylenetetrahydrofolate dehydrogenase (NAD+) activity.
CCUCUGCGGCUCUUCCUGCCGCCACAGACGGAGACGUUCUGUCAGCCCUAGGAGCUUCCCUCGCUCUUCUUCCGCCUUCCUCGUCGUUCGGCCAGUUUGCCCUCUACCAACUUUAGCCAUCACCAUGGCAGCGGUCAGGACUCUCAGGAAACUGUGCCAGCACUCUCGCCAUCAGCUGUGUCUCCUCCACACGUCCGCCUCGAGGCAGGAGGCGGUUGUCAUCUCAGGAAAGAAGCUGGCACGCCAGAUCCGGGACGAGGCACGGUGCGACGUGGAAAAUUGGAUGUUGGCCGGACACCGGCGGCCUCACCUCAGCGUGAUUUUGGUUGGCGACAACCCGGCCAGCCACUCGUACGUCCUCAACAAGACCCGAUCGGCCGCCGAUGUCGGAAUCUCCAGCGAGACAAUCCUCAAACGUUCCGACAUCAGCGAGGAAGAGCUGUUGGACCUCAUCUUUAAGCUCAACACGGACCACCGCGUGGACGGCCUGCUCGUGCAGCUGCCUCUGCCAGAUCACAUCGACGAACGCACCAUCUGCAACGCCGUCGCUCCCACCAAGGACGUGGACGGCUUCCACGUGGUCAACGUGGGCCGCAUGUGCUUGGAUCAGUCCAGUAUGUUGCCCGCCACGCCCUGGGGGGUCAUGGAGAUCAUCAAACGCACAGGCAUUCCCACCGUGGGCAAGAACGUAGUGGUGGCGGGCCGUUCCAAGAACGUGGGCAUGCCUAUCGCCAUGCUGCUGCACACGGACGGACGGCACGAGAGACCGGGAGGUGACGCCACUGUGACCAUCUCCCACCGUUACACUCCCAAGGAUCAACUCCGACAUCACACUCAAAUCGCGGACAUUGUCAUCGCCGCCGCAGGAAUUCCCAACCUCAUAACCGCUGACAUGAUUAAAGAGGGUGCGGCUGUCAUUGACGUGGGCAUCAACCGGGUGCAGGACCCAGUGACCGGCAAGAGCAGGCUAGUUGGAGAUGUGGACUUUGAAGGUGUAAGACAGAAGGCGGGCUUCAUCACGCCGGUGCCAGGUGGUGUGGGGCCCAUGACGGUGGCCAUGCUCAUGAAGAACACCAUCAAAGCAGCCAAGAAUGUCUUGCUCUAUCCUCCUGAGAGGAUUCGCAUGGCAGCCGCAUCUUAAUUGAGGGGGAAGAGACCCCAAAACAAAAAACAUUCCACAAACCCCUUUCCCUCUCUUUUCUGGGACUGGAGGUAUAGUUUAAGGCUUACCUCUUGUUUUUUUUCCUAAUUUUUUAAUUCUUUCCUCAUGCCCACCCACGCUUGACUGUUACAUUUACACAUGUGACAGAAAUCAGAUUGACUUUGGGAAUAUUUUGUUAAAAGAAUCACAAGAGAUUUUUAUUUAUUGCUUCAACGGCGUUUAAAGUAUUUAAGGGCGCGUGGCGGCGUUCACCUCAAAAGCAAAGUGGUGCAGUGUUGAGCAGAAAAAAGGGCUGACUCCAUCAGGAGCGCAUUCACCAGUAUACAAAAGCUUUAAGAUUCACUAAUGCCUUUGUCAAAACUGAAAUAAAUAUUUGUGACUAUU